AUGUACGUACGGAAAGUGGAGGUGACUGACGACGGUCAAUGGUUACAAAUUCUGAGCACGAGCCGACUUUUUGUAGCGCUUAAGCUAACGUCCUCGGGGUGUGGUUAUCCCUGCGGUGUAGUGGAGGAUCAAUUGUCUCAUCUGAGUCAAAUCUUCGGUAGCUUAUUUGAAUGCUAUACAGCCGACAUUUUGGCGCAGCCAUUCUUUGUCAAUCUUUAUGCCAUAAGCAGUGUCCCGACCCUCAUAAUCUUCAAAGAUGGAAAAGAAAUAUUUCGUUUGGAAAAUCCUUUCGAUUGGGGUCAUACAUAUGAUCAAAUCAGGACAAAUGUAUUAGGUUCCGCCAUGCCUCCCUCCGUCUCCGCCCCGCCUCCCUCCAACUCCGCCAUGCCUAGCUCCGGUUCCGGUUCCACCAUGCCUAGCUCCGGUUCCGGUUCCACCAUCCCUAGCUCGGGUUCCGGUUCCGCCAUGCCUAGCUCCGGUUCCGGUUCCGCUUCCACCUCCGCCUCACCGAGCCCUUCUCCGGUCGGCUCGUCUUGA
Messenger RNA from Microthlaspi erraticum, 537 nucleotides. NCBI's taxonomy places the organism in Eukaryota, Viridiplantae, Streptophyta, Magnoliopsida, Brassicales, Brassicaceae. The record is from the annotation of a GenBank genome assembly.